This is a messenger RNA of Parascedosporium putredinis, 1239 nucleotides long. The record is from the annotation of a GenBank genome assembly. Lineage: Eukaryota; Fungi; Ascomycota; Sordariomycetes; Microascales; Microascaceae.
AUGGCAAGAACCCGCGCAUCGAAGCCUGCAGCCGCCGACGCCGAAUCCGCGCAGGGCGGCGCCGAGGCGACGUCCAUCUACACGCUCCCUCCCCGAGUUCGAAUCCCGCCCACGCCUUCAUCCUCCCCGUGCCGCCUCCUCCGCGGCCAAGAUCUAUGUCCCGAAUCCGGCGUCUACGAAUUCACCCAAAUCUCCGCUCCCUCGGCGGCUCCGCGAAGCUGGCUCUUUGAGCAGCAGCCCACCACCACACAAGCAGACGACGCCGACGAAACGACGACGGAAACGAAGCCCAAAGACAUCAAUGGCUACAUUUCCAAAAGCGCCGACCUCUUCAUCGCCACCCCCUUUGACCCCCUUUUCCUCGUCAUUCCCGCUCUCCUCGAGACCGCGCCCAAGAGCGAUGCUAAGCGCCUGUUUUUGGCCAGCGACGACCACUUGGAGAAGCUCCCAGAGGACGACUCCCACCUCAACGAAAUUCUGAGAAAUGACGAGACGCGUGGAUUAUUCGAGUCGAGGAUGAAGGCCGUUUGCGAUACGGUCGAGGCCGGAAGCGAGGUCAUGUUCCGCAUCAACGAGGAGAAGCUAUUCCGCGUGAUAUUAGGCAAGGCGAAGAAGCUCGCCGAGUGUUCACUACCGCCCUCCAUGGAGGAAAAGUUCGUAGCCAAAGUUCUCCAGGCCCCCAUGAUCGCCAGGGUGCGCCGCGACAUCCCCACCGCGGCGUCGGGCACCUCGACCCCCUUAACGGAGUCGGCCGAGUCCCAAGCCUCCACCGCCACCGCGGAGAGCAACGGGGCCUCUGCGGCCUCGCAGGCGUCGACGGCCGCCACCUCUGUCGCGGAGGAACCCGCCGUUGCCGAAGAGGACAUCGCCACCGCCAUGCAGGCCUCGCCCGAAGUCUUGGCUCUCCAACGCCUCCGCGUCGCCUUUGACUUCAUCUGCGGUAGCUAUAUUCCUGUCCGCCUCGUCGCGCCCCUCAAGGAAAAGUUUAGCGACAAGGCCGUGUCCGGGACCGACUUCGCUCCUCUGGAUGACUACCUGACGGAGCUGGCCAAGAUUCGCGCGGAAGCCGUGGCGGUGCGAGGCGGCACCUAUGGCCGGAAGCACGGGAGAGAAGAGGACGAGGAUGUAGUGCAGCAAGAAAAGAAGCGCAAGCUAGAGGAGGAGAAGAAGAAAAAGGCCAUGGAAAGCCGAGGCGUCCGUGACCUCAAGAAAGUCGACACGACAGGGAUGAAAAAUUGA